Cuscuta campestris is the source of this 848-nucleotide messenger RNA. The record is from the annotation of a GenBank genome assembly. NCBI's taxonomy places the organism in Eukaryota, Viridiplantae, Streptophyta, Magnoliopsida, Solanales, Convolvulaceae.
GUCAAGCUUCUGAGUACCUUCUCAACGAUGGUCUGGUCUGUGAUCUUUUCUCCGCAAGAUCGCAUUUGGCUAACUAUUGUCAUUGCCCUCGACAAAAAAUCAGCCACUGAUUCUCCAUUCUUCAUGAUCAUCGUUUCAAAGUCACGUCGAAGUGAUUGCAAUCUCACAACGAUGACUUUCGAGUCUCCUUUGAAUUCUUUCUCCAAGGUUGACCAUGCUUGCUUUGAGUUGGUUGCCGUUGCAAUUCGGGAGAAGACGUUGUCGUGGACUGCUUGCUGGAUGAUCGCCAACGCCUUCGAAUCUUUCUUCUUGUUCUCCCGCAAUUUGUUCGCCUCAUCGGGAUCUGCGUAUCCCAAAUCCGCCCUCUAUGAUUGCGCCUCCAACCUCACAAAAGCCGCGUACUACAUACAAGACUCGGAUAUCGUGGACAAGCUCGAGCGCGCCGAAGACCCGUCGGGGCCGAAGGACGCCGCCCAGGUGGUGAUGGGCGCCGUCGUGGCUGACUACCCCAAUUGCACGGACGGCUUGAAGCGCGCGGCGAAUAAAGAAUUCGUGUCCCAAGUCAGUAAUAAGAUUGCAAAUGGUAAGAACUUGUCCAUCACUGCGUUCAAUGCGACCUUCAGCUUACCCUAAUUAAACACUCCAAGUUCUACUCCAUCAUUAUUGCACUUUAGCCUAUCUCAGGCAUGUUGUGAAAUAAAAGUUUUUUUUUUUUUUUGUUAUUCUGCAAUUUGUUUCCAUACUGUAAUAAUAUCAAAGUGUAAUGAUCGGAAAAUUGUCUUAGUAAUUAGUCGUUAUUUUUAUAAAAAUAAAUACUCUCUCCGUCCAAAUAAGAUAGGGAUAUAUUG